GUAGAAGUAGAAUUUACUUUUUAUUUUGAUUGUAAAACGCGUAACGCGCUUAACGGGAAAUUCCCUUUAGCACAUCAUCUUGUUUAUUCACAGAAUAAGUACAGUUUUAUUUAUUCACUUUCCCAAUUUUUUCUAUUAGAAACUCAGUUUAAACACAAAAAAAUAGCAAAUUAUAAUGGAUAUAUUUAAUUUUUGCUGGAUGACUCUUCUCGAUGAAUCGAAGAAAUGUUGUGUAUUUUUUGAUAAAAAUACAUGCAAUGUGAGAAAUGACAUCGACGAAAAUUUUAACAAGCCUAUUAAUCGAAUUUCUUAUUUAUAUAAAUUUGGAAGCUACAAUAUUUCUUUUUUCCAUCAAUGUUUUAAGGAAUUCUUUACGAAAGCACCAGAUUCUUUCAACAUAAUUGAUAAUUUUCGUUCUAUAAAGAAUCUUACUAUUUGUUCGAUGAGUACUGGACCAGGAACUGAUAUAAUUGGACUUUUGUACUCCCUUCACUUAAUUAAUAAACCGUUAAUAAAUCCAACAACUUUUAAAAUUAUUAGUAGGUAUGGAUCAUGGCGUAAUUUAGUUACUGAAAUGCUAAGUUCCUCCAUUAUCAGUGUACCAGACACUUCAACUUGUAAACUGAUUGAAUGUGAUUUUUUGAAAGAUUUGUCUAAAAAGGCACAAGGCUAUUUGAAAGCUGCAGAUAUCUUAUUAAUGUGUAAUUCUUUUUCAUCUUCAAUAAUUCCUGAGAAAGUUAUUCACAAUACAUUGAAGAGGGUUAUUCAAGUGCUGAAACCUGGGACUUUAGUAUUUUUCAUCAGCAGUAAAGAAAAAUCUGCUUAUUUCCAUGAACUGGACAAUUACGGUUCCUUUUUAUUUGGACCAGUUGAAGUAACUUUAGAAAAUAUGCCCUAUAAUGAGAAAAUUAUUCAAAUAGUUGGAGUUAAACCUUUAUGUUCAGGUAGAUCUUUAUUUGCUGUAUGGCAAAAAUCACAUGAACCAAAUUUUCAAAAUGAAACAGAAAAUAAUUUGACUAGUUUGCAUUUGUCCACUAAAUUGAUUCAGAGUAAAAGUGAUAAAUUAGACGUUAAUUCUCCAACUCUAGGCAUGUCUAAUUUGAAAGGAGAAUUCUCAAGUAAUAGAAAUAUCAGUCCAAUUGAUAGUACUGCAAGUUCAUCUCAAUUUUCUUCAGGCAGUAUCUCUAGUCAAAUUAUAGAAAAGAAAGACAAGCCUUUUGUUUCCAAGAAUUCAAUUGAUUUCAUUGAACAAAUAAAUUUUUCUGACACAAAUACAUCUACAAAAUCACUGAAUACCUUUGAUUCAGUAAUGAGAAAAAAAUAUGUAUCACCACCCUGUGGAAAUGGUCUUCAGAAUGAAGAAAAUAAUGGUAAUAAUAUACAUUACUUUAUGAAAACUUUUGAGAAUUUAAUUGCAAAGUUAGAAGGAUAUAUAACUUCUCAGGAAUCAUCAAAAGUUUUUUCUGUUAAGAGAAAACAAUCCUGUGAUCAACAUCACCAUCAAAACAUGCAUGAAACUCAGUGUAGAUGUUCUGUAAAACCAUGUCAAUUUAUUAAGAAUGGUGUAACUUGUUGUCAUUCUGAGAUGUGUUACAUUGAUACCAAUGUUAGUAACUGCAACUGUUCUAUGAAUAUAGUUAGUAAUUUGCACAGAGAUUUACCUCAAAAAGGUCCUUGUAUUGUUAUACCAAUACAAAACUUAUCCAAUGAAUCCUUAGUUCAAAUAUUAUCAAUAAUAUCUCAAAAUACUUCAUCUGCAAAUAAAAUUGCAUCAAAUUUGCUUCCAAAGAAAGAAGAAAGUUAAAAUUCUUGUACUUACUUCUAUUUAUUAAUUUUUCACAGAUGUAUUCAUGAUAGUUUUAAAAUAUGGGAUUGUCCUAACAUGCUAAUUUCUGAUUAGAAUGUGACAUGCUAUAAGAAUAAUUUUAAAUAAAUAGAGAAUAUUGUAUGGAAAUACUUUAAAAAGUACUAUGCUAUUGUUAAUAUUCAAAUAUAGAAAAAUAAAGAAUUGAUUAUUUACAUGACUUUCUUUUAUUAUUAUUAUUGUAGAAAUAAAUAUUAAAAUGUUUUAGAAUUCAUAGAAAUAGCCUUGUCAACAAAAGUAAUGAAAAUGUUCAGAAAUUAUGCAUCUACCUGUAUUCAACUGAUAACAAUAUUGCUAAUUAUAAUUAAAUUUUAAAAGACAAGGAUUACUUUAUCUGGUAUAGUGCUCAAUGAAAUUUCUUUUUCAGAAACAAGUUUAUUGGUCUAAACCUUUUAUACUAUAAUAUAUAUAUAAAUGUAGCUAUAAGAUGUAUCUUAUUAUUCUUUCACUUUUCUUUAUGAAUUUGAUAAUUUUA
Messenger RNA from Argiope bruennichi, 2339 nucleotides. RefSeq lists its product as uncharacterized. The record is from RefSeq and is a predicted model, not a curated record. The transcript has 2 exons. Bases 176 to 1804 code for a protein of 542 amino acids. Lineage: Eukaryota; Metazoa; Arthropoda; Arachnida; Araneae; Araneidae.